AUGGCAUUGUUCCUAAUUGAAUCACUUCUGAAUUCAUUUUUUUACAUUUACAGUAUUUUGGUCGAAUAUGGAAGGACCAGUCACAUAUUCAAUUGUUAUACUUUCGAUGAGAAUACUCCACUUGUUGAUGAUCCAGAGUACAUCUUUGCAUUUGGUGAAACAAAAUUCAAGGGACUGCAAAGCGGAGAUAAGUAUGCGAAGAAAGAGAUUGAUCAUGCCCCUGAAGUUAUUGAUGAUCCUGAUCUAUAUGCCCCUUUAUUUCGAAAUAUGUCUGUUUUCAAAAGGAGCUAUGAGUUGAUGGAAUUGAUACUUAAAGUUUACAUUUACAGUGAUGGGUCAAGGCCCAUAUUUCAUGUACCUCAUCUCAACGGAAUUUAUGCUUCUGAAGGAUGGUUCAUGAGGUUGAUGGAGGGAAACAGGCAAUUUGUCACAAGAGACCCAAAAAAGGCUCACUUAUUUUAUCUUCCUUACAGCAUGCGCCAAUUGGAGUUGAAGCUUUAUGUACCUGGUUCACAUCAAAUUAAACCACUGGCAAUAUUCCUCAGAGACUAUGUGAACAUGAUUGCUGGGAAGUAUCCUUUCUGGAAUUGCACACAUGGGACAGAUCAUUUUCUUGUUGCUUGCCAUGACUGGGGGCCUCACGCUUACUCAGCACGAGGAACUGGCCAACAAUACAAUAAAAGCUCUAUGCAACGCUGACACCUCAGAAGGAGUUUUUGUUGCUGGGAAGGAUGUUUCACUGCUAGAAACUAAUAUUAGGAACCCCAGGGUUCCCCUUAGAAAUAUUGGUGGAUUAAGAGUGUCACAGCGCCCACUCCUUGCCUUCUUUGCAGGA
This is a messenger RNA of Rosa chinensis, 835 nucleotides long. Its product is annotated as probable glycosyltransferase At5g03795. The record is from RefSeq and is a predicted model, not a curated record. NCBI's taxonomy places the organism in Eukaryota, Viridiplantae, Streptophyta, Magnoliopsida, Rosales, Rosaceae. The transcript is spliced from 5 exons. Bases 1 to 699 code for a protein of 232 amino acids. Gene Ontology annotation, molecular function: glycosyltransferase activity.